AUGGUUGAUCGGCUCCAAGGAACAUGGAAAUCCAUUUCUUGUGAAAAUUUUGAAAGAAACAUGAAAGAGCUGGGAAUAGGACGAGCCAGCAGGAAACUUGCCUGUCUGGCAAGACCCACUGUGACCAUCAGUACACAGGAAGAUCUGAUCACUAUAAAAACCAAAAGCAUCUUUAAAAAUAAUGAGAUCUCCUUUAAACUCGGAGAAGAGUUUGAGGAAACCACACCAGGGGGCUAUAAAACCAAGUCCAGUCUAAUACUAGACUAUGACUCUUUGAUUCAGGUUCAAGACUGGGAUGGCAAAGAGAACACCAUAAAGAGAAAGUUGGUCGAUGGGAAAAUGGUGGUGGAAAGUGCCGUGAACAAUGUUAUCUGCACUCGGAUGUAUGAGAGAGUACCAACAAACUCAGUCUGA
Neomonachus schauinslandi (Hawaiian monk seal) is the source of this 414-nucleotide messenger RNA. It is a transcript of the gene FABP12, whose product is annotated as fatty acid binding protein 12. NCBI's taxonomy places the organism in Eukaryota, Metazoa, Chordata, Mammalia, Carnivora, Phocidae. Gene Ontology annotation, cellular component: nucleus; cytosol. The coding region runs from base 1 to 414 and encodes 137 amino acids. Gene Ontology annotation, molecular function: fatty acid binding. The transcript has 5 exons. Gene Ontology annotation, biological process: fatty acid transport. The record is from RefSeq and is a predicted model, not a curated record.